Molecule: messenger RNA, 2578 nt
Organism: Nerophis lumbriciformis (worm pipefish)
Lineage: Eukaryota; Metazoa; Chordata; Actinopteri; Syngnathiformes; Syngnathidae
Gene: ckap2l
Product: cytoskeleton associated protein 2-like
Cellular component (GO): cytosol; centrosome; mitotic spindle
Source: RefSeq, a predicted model, not a curated record
AUCAGAGAGGAGCAAAGCGCCCAGCGCCCCAAACCGGUAAUUUCAAAACUACACAACCCGAUUGUUUUCGAGCUACAGAAAAUAACUCAAACACCACGUUUGGUUGAAGUGGAGUCAACAGUUUGACGGGAUAUGGACGAAGAAGAUCCCGCGGCGUCUUUGACAAACAGAAAAGAGCUGCGCAAGCAGAAGUUGAUGGAGUAUUUGACAAUGAAAGGAAAAUCCAAAUUGCCCGGAUCUAAGCCAAACGUCGCUGAUGGUCCGGUGAAAAAGUCUGAACCUGCGCGACGACCAUCUUCACUCCAGCUCAUCAAGGGAAAAGAAAACAAAGCCCCCAUCAGCAGUUUUAGACAGAAAGACAAAAACGCUCAACCUUUGGCUCCUCUUGCCAAGCAAAACUCGGGCAGAAAAACCUUCGUGGUUCGAAACAAAGAGAAUCUGCAAAGCAGCAUCCGGACUGAACCGCAGAAAUCCAGAGGUUCGCUUAGUGUUUGUUCCACACUCGCUGAAAAGCCAGCUUUCAGGGCGACAUACUCGCUUUCCUCCAAGCCCCUCCUGAAAGCAGACAGCCAUCCCACAAAUCAGACCAAUGUCAGGAAACCGCCGACAGGGAAAGCCUCUUCCAAUGCCAACUUUUCAGUUAUGAAGAACCCGAAAGGCUCACACAGGGCUGCGACAAAUAUAGCCGCUUCCUUCCCAGCUACGGCUUACACCGUCAGGAUGAGUUUGGGACCAAUGGUCAAAACCAGGACUGGCCUCAUUUCAACCAUGAUCAUACCCAGAGUCUCUGAACCAGUACGGAAUCAGAAAUCCGCUCCUUUGCGAUCCCGCGUUUCAUCUUCCUGUCCCGUCUCCAAAAUCCCACUAUGUCAAAGACCAGCUGUCUCUUGUUUGACUGCCAGCAAGACUCAGGAGUCUCGCCACAAAGCCAUCCUCGCCAGACAGUCGCAGCCGCCUUCUUUUAACCUGAAAUCAACAUUCACCACCUCCUCGUCACGCUCAGCACCACACGCUCAGCCGACGAAGCAGAGACCCGAGCUCGAAGCCAGGAAGACGAGCCAGCGCCCCAACGUCCACGGCGGAGUGGCGACGAGCAGAUGCGUCGCCAAGAUAGACGAUAAAGCCCCUCCAGCUGUGGCACGAGUGGAGAAACCCAAGACGGGCAGAGACACUGCAAACAAGGUGGCGGAUGACUCCAUUAAGACCGCUCCAAAGAGAAGAAACGCUCCGGCGCCACGGACCGCCACUGCCAUCAGUCAACCGAAGGCCGCUGCUCCAAAGGGAAGAAACGCUCCGGCGCCACGGACCGCCACUGCCAUCAGUCAACCGAAGGCCGCUGCUCCAAAGGGAAGAAACGCUCCGGCGCCACGGACCGCCACUGCCAUCAGUCAACCGAAGGCCGCUCCUGCUACGAAAGCGCCAAAGUCCCAAACUGUGGACAAAAAAGUUACUGCUGAGCAAGAGGCGAGAAUGAAGAAACUGCAGGCCUGGCGGGAAGCCAAAGGUAUUUCCUACAAGCGCCCUCCGAUGACAGUCAAGCCCCCGGCCAAGCGAGCUGUGGCUUUGUCCGAACCUUCCUGGACCACCAUGAAGGCGGAGGACGACUCUCGCCUGUUUGUCCAAGCCGUGGACAGAUCCCUGUCCGACUGCAUUAAACUGCUUGCUGAGAGCCGCCAAAACCGCCAGGUGAAGGAGGUCCUCUCCCGGCUUCCCCCCGUCGCCCAGAAGUUUGUCAAAUUCUGGAUCCUUAAGGCCCGCCUGAUGGAGCAAGAGGGCGACCUGGACGUCCUGCCCAUGUUUGAGGAGGCCGUCAAUGUUGUUUUGGAACCUGUGGACGAGCUGCGCACGGUGGUCUUUGACAUCUUGAAGAAAAAGGACAAGACCCAAGGUGGCUGUGAUGCCUGUGAGGACGACGAGAAGGAAGAAUGCCAAACUCCAAGCAAAGUGGAAAGUGCAGCUGAGAGUGACGACAAGCACCCCAUUGUGACUCCCCCGGCCCCAGUCAGAGCCCACAUCUGGGGGGAGAAGACCUGCUCGUCUGUCGUCAAGUACAAGAUCACAGUCACUCCUGGGGGCCCCUUAAGCCAGCAGAAGGAGCCCAAGCAAGUCAACGGCCAGAAGGUGCUCUUCUUCACACCAGUGAGGCGCUCUGUGCGCAUCGACAGGGCGUCGCUGCAGUACCCGCCAUACCUCCAGGAGCAUGACCCUUGUGUGGGCUCGUUCAGUGACCUGCUGGCCGCCGAAGAGGAGGAGGAGGAAGUGGACGUUGAAAAAGAGUCAGGCGGCGAAGCGAGCUCCAAGGACGGUUCGCUGAUAUACAUCUACCGGGACAACGAGGCGCUGAAAGACAAAACGUGUGUCCAGCUUUUGGGGGAGCAGGAGUCCUAACUGCUUUGGUACACCUGCCGACGACAGCUUUAAGUAUUUUCAAAUGUUUUGUUUACCUUUCAGGGUCCAAAAAGAACAGGAUACUUUAUGAAGAAAAUGCCUCGGAAGUCAAGUGAAAAUGUAAACUGUCAGCGUCCAAGGCAUUGAUAAACCUUAGCAAUGAUGAUGAGCAAUACAAUUUACUACACCA